Racocetra persica is the source of this 743-nucleotide messenger RNA. NCBI's taxonomy places the organism in Eukaryota, Fungi, Glomeromycota, Glomeromycetes, Diversisporales, Gigasporaceae. The record is from the annotation of a GenBank genome assembly.
AUGGGACAUACUAUAACAAAGCCUAGUAAAGGUGUAAUAACUGAAACCUCAAAUAAAUGCGAUGAAGAAACCUAUCUAAAAUCCCUUUCGGUACUUGAAGCCUACCGAUUUAUUCAAGGUCGAAAAUCUUGUUUGGCACCGAAUGUCUCUCUUGCUCUUCCACGUGAUAAUGAGGAGGCCAUACGAUUUAAUAAAUCUAUUAGACUUAAAAAAAUUAUUUUUGGGUCUAAUUAUUCCGCACCUGUUUCAGAAUUAUUAACAUGUGGGGGUGCAAAAGUACUUGAAAUUGGAACGGGUGGUGGACUUUGGCUAACCUACAUGUCAAACGAAUACCCAACGUCAAUCUUUUUGGGUUUAGACGUUACUACUAUAUUUAAUCCUGACCAAUUACCGGAAAAUAGUGCAUAUCUUGAACAUAACUAUCAUGAUGGGAUUCCGUUCCCCAACGACAUAUAUGGAUCUCCUACCGAAAUUAUUGGUGCUGGUCCUGCAACACAAAAAUUUAUAUUAUCAGCGUGCACUAUACCAGAGAAAUUAAGGUCCAUGAAUUUCAAAAAUAUUCAAAUAGUAGAAAAGCCACUUCCUCUUUCACGUAACAAAAUUAAUGACCAAAUAGAGGAUGAGCUUUUGCUUAGAACUGUAGAGGCAUUCAGAGUGAUAAUGAAGGUAGCAAUAGGGUGUACCGAUGAGGAGUAUGAUAAAUUAAAAAGAGAUAUUACGUUAGAGGCAGAAACUCUAGAGAU